AUGCCCGAGACCCCCCUGUAAGUCAUUCAGCUGCCAGGAGUUAAUCAGGAUGAUGACUGGCUUGAGCAGAAGCGUGGUGGUGAUAGUGGUGGUGGCGGUGAUGGCGGGGACUCUGGCGAGGGCCCAUCCCCCCACUAGGAAGCUUGAGGCCUUGGCAGAUAUGAUCAAGAUGGAGAAGGCGAUGGCGGAGGAGAGGUCCACUCACUGGGGCGUCAAUCUGACCACGACGGAGAUCAUCGAGGCCUUCGGCUACCCCACCGAGAUCCACCACGUGACCACGCCGGAUGGCUACAUCCUGGAGCUGCACCGCGUCCCUCACGGCAUCGCCGGCAGCAGCGAUGACCGGCCCGUGGCGCUCCUGCAGCACUGCCUCCUCUGCUCCUCGGCUGACUACGUCAUGAACACGCCGGACCAGGCUCUAGCGUACGUGCUAGCGGACGCGGGCUACGACGUGUGGAUGCCGAACUUCCGCGGCAACACCUACUCAAGGGCCCACGUUGAGCUGGAUCCCGAGAUCGUUGACUUCUGGAGGUUCAGCUGGGACGAGAUGGCGAAGUACGACGUGCCUAGCAGCAUUGACUACAUCCUAGCCACGACAGGGCGGGAGGACCUCUACUACGUGGGCUGGAGCAUGGGCACUACCACCUUCUGGGCCAUGAUGGACGAGAGGCCAGAGUACAACAGCAAGGUGCGGGCAAUGGCAGGCUUGGCGCCCGUGGCAUACAUGAACUACGCCCAGGGCCCCAUCAUCGAGCUGGCGCCCGCUUCAGGUGACAUUGACACCAUCCUGACCCUACUGGGCGUGGGCGAGCUCUUCCCCAGCGGUGAGUACAUGGACUACCUCGCAGAGAACUUCUGUGAUAGCAACUCUACCUACGCCGAGACCUGCUAUAACUUCCUCUUCCUUAUCGCCGGACCCGACUCGGAGGAGCUGAACGAAGAGUUCCUGCCUGUCAUCCUCGCCCACACCCCCGCCGGCGCCUCCGUCCACACCGUCAACCACUACGCCCAGACAGUCAUGUCGGGUAAUUUCCAGAAGUACGACUACGGCUUAAUCGGUAACAUGAACCACUACGGCCAGUCUACGCCGCCGCUCUACAACCUGAGCGCCGUCACCGCCCCCGUCGGCCUCUUCUGGGGACAGACCGACUGGCUGGCCACGCCUGAGGACGUGGCUCGCCUCGCCGCGGAACUUCCCAACGUGGAGCUCAACUACAGGAUUGACAAGGACCAGUUCAAUCACCUCGACUUUGGAUGGUGCAUCCAUACCUACGAAUACGUCAACAAACACGUGCUUGAGUUCCUCGCAGCUCACUGAGGCGCCGCUGUGGUGGCUUCCAGUAUCAAAAUGAAUAAAAUAUCUCGUCCUUAUGCUGUUCAAGUCCCUAAUAGAAGAAUUUAUCAGUAUUAAUCUUCAUUAUUUCGUUCUUUUCACUGGUAAGAACUGGAAAAAAAACUCCCUUUAACAGUCUUUCCUCCCGCCUACGACAAACACGAGUUACAAGACACAUCUGGAAGUAAAUUUUAUGUUUUU
Messenger RNA from Eriocheir sinensis (Chinese mitten crab), 1534 nucleotides. RefSeq names its product lipase 3-like. Gene Ontology annotation, biological process: lipid metabolic process. Gene Ontology annotation, molecular function: hydrolase activity, acting on ester bonds. The coding region runs from base 50 to 1318 and encodes 422 amino acids. The record is from RefSeq and is a predicted model, not a curated record. Lineage: Eukaryota; Metazoa; Arthropoda; Malacostraca; Decapoda; Varunidae. The transcript has 10 exons.